CCGUGCCCUGCCUGCUACUAAGUAAGCGGCACAUCGUCAUGGGAGGGAGACCUUCUCGUGAAACGACAACGCGCAGAUUUAAACCCGAUAUUCUCGAAUACCGAGCUAAGAUGGAGGAUCUCGACGGUCAGCUUGUGGUCAUCGUGGGCGAACCACAGAAAGAAAACGAUGGAACCAAAGAUGCCUUCGUCUCGUACCUCGUCACUACUAAGUCAGACUACCAGUCAUUCAAUAAGCGCGAGUUUUCCGUGCGGCGACGAUUCACAGAUUUCCAGUUCCUCUAUCGCAUCCUCGCCAAUGUUUGGGGCGGCUGCGCCGUCCCCCCGCUACCGGACAAACAUAACAUGGAGUAUGUUCGAGGCGAUAGAUUCGGACCUGACUUUACAAAUCGACGCUCAUAUUCCCUGAAUCGCUUCAUGAAGCGCUUGACGCUACAUCCAUUGCUACGGCGGCAGCCUAUACUACUCGAAUUCCUUGAAAGCCCCGAUUGGAAUGCGACGAUGAAGACUCGACCCAAGGCCAUGACGAUGACAGAUCAGAAUGCAGGGAGUGGUGGUCUCCUAGACAGUAUUGCGGAUACCUUUCUCAACACCUUCAGCAAAGUACACAAGCCAGACAAGCGAUUCAUUGAGGUUAAAGAGAAGGCAAAUAAGCUGGACGAAGAUUUAGGCAAUGUUGAAAAGGUGACAGCGCGAGUCGCCCGGAGGCAAGGUGAUCUUGAGGCCGAUUAUAGCGAUCUAGCCCAACAGUUCCAGAAGCUCGUUACUCUCGAAUCGGGUGUCGAACAGCCUCUCACUGCAUUCCAUGCCAGCUUAGAGGAGACGUCACAAGGCUUCAGGUUCUUAAAGGAACACACGGACCAGAACUACCUAGGAUCAUUGCGUGACAUGGAGGCUUACAUACUGGCAGUCAAGGCGCUCCUCAAAGCGCGUGAGCAGAAGCAGCUCGAUUUUGAAGGUCUUACAGACUACUUGAACAAGGCUGCUUAUGAACGUGAUCAGCUCGCAUCGCAACAUGGCUCAUCCGGCUUGGGGGCUUCAGGCUUUCUGCGUGCCAAGCUCGAGGAUGUUCGAGGGGUCGAUCACGAACAAAGCCGUCGAGAUCGAGUGCGGAAGCUAGAGCUCGAGAUCGAGAGGCUGCAGCUUAAUGUAGAAGAAGCUAAGAAGGCUUCCGAGACCGCGGACGAGUCUACCGUAAAGGAAAUCGCAGACUUCGAACGUAUCAAAGCGGUUGAAUUCAAGGACACGCUAGGAGAUCUCGCUGACACACAUAUCGCAUUCUUCAAGGGUACGAUUGACACCUGGGAGAAGUUUGUGGACGACAUGGAAAAGUGGGAGAAUGAGGCAAAAGAAAGAAGCGAGGUUGCGAAAGCGAAACCUAUGAGCUCAGCAGGACCGAGAUCUCGAGAGCUUCCUACAAGGUAGUGUCGCUCAUGUAGGCUCAUGCUCAUUUUCACUUUCCAGGCGUUCAGGAACGGCUGCUACUGUUCUUUUCACUGAGUUUCACAUUGUCUCUAGAUAACGGGUCUAUUUUAUAUGAAAGCACUACUCCAAGGCUACGCGGAGAACUUCUAUUUGAGAGCAAUUACAGGGUCACCAUGUUGACGAUGCAGACUGUACUAUUGAUGUCCAUCUUAGAUUUAUCAUUCGUAUGAAGUUUGCUCCUAGCCCUUUUAGAGGUAGCGUGGUCUAUGGAUAGCCGCCACUAGGCCUAGAUAGUAAUGGUACAUCUGCACACCUU
Pseudovirgaria hyperparasitica is the source of this 1740-nucleotide messenger RNA. RefSeq lists its product as uncharacterized. The record is from RefSeq and is a predicted model, not a curated record. The transcript has 2 exons. Gene Ontology annotation, cellular component: phagophore assembly site. Lineage: Eukaryota; Fungi; Ascomycota; Dothideomycetes; Acrospermales; Acrospermaceae. Gene Ontology annotation, molecular function: phosphatidylinositol binding. Gene Ontology annotation, biological process: autophagy; cytoplasm to vacuole targeting by the Cvt pathway. Bases 39 to 1424 code for a protein of 461 amino acids.